AUGGGCGUGCGCAACUGCCUCGACGGCAAUAAUAUGUCAGGACAACGCAAUAGCCCCCUUGAACUCGGCGAACAGCCCGAGCAACCACCUUUGGAGGCCCCAGGGGCAGCUGCCCCCGGUGCUGGGCCUGGCGCAGCCGAAGAGAUGGAGACCCCACCGCCUCACAGCGAGCCCGUCCCCGUCGAGAUUGAAGGCGAGGCCUGCGGACCCCCAGAAGUCUCCAGGCCCAAGUUCCAGGGCCUCAGCCAGGCCAUCAAGGAAGCCGGAGCCCAUGGAGGCUACAGCCCACCUCCUGAAGAAGCCAUGCCCUUCGAGGUCGAGCAGUCCAGCUUGGGAGGCUUCUGGCCUACCCUGGAGCACCCUGGAGACACCACUGGGGCCCAUGCAGGCCUUGAAGCCUUCAGCCCACCGGUCACGGAGCCCGGAGCCUUCGGUGAGGCCAGGCCAAGCCUGGGAAGCUACAGCCCUCCUCCCGAAGAAGCCAUGCCCUUUGAGUUUGAGCAGCCUGCCCAGGGAGGCUGCAACCAACCUCUCUUGCAGGUCUCAGACCUCGCUCCAGGAGGCCCAGGUGCGGGGGUCUUCAGGGCUCCUCCCGAGGAGCCCCGAGCCCUCAGACCUGCAAACGCAGGCUUCAGAGGAGGAUGCAGCCCUCCCCCUGCGGAGGAUGUGCCAUUUGAGUUUGAUGGAGCAGCCUUUGGGGACGACAGCCCACCCCCUGGGCUCCCCCGAGCUAUCCCGCAAAUCGACGGCCUUGGCGGCAACCCGAUCGCAGCAGUUGCGGCCCCGAGUGCGGUCCUCCUCGCUCCCACCGCGAACGAGCCCCCCCUCUGGGUCCCAGGCAUCAUCGGCAGCCCAUCUCGAGAGGCUGUCAGACCUCUUCCACACUUCGCGGGCAACAGCCCCCCGAUGGAGAUCUCCGGACCCCCGCGCGAGAUUGGCAGCGCCCCCGUUGGGGUCGACGACGCUCCCGUCAACGUGGACAGCCCCCCAAUCGCGCUUGACGGCCCGCCCAUCGAGGUCUCCCGAGCCCCAGUUAAGAGAGUGCAAGCAGAGGGAGAGAGACCCCCAGGUGAGGGAGAAACAGCCGAGAUGGAAGGAGGCUCAGCCACCGCUGCCGCGGAGAGAGGCAAAGUCCCCGAUCCCGGAGACGGAGCCCCUGCCGCCGGAGCAGCCCCUGACACGCCAGCCGCCGGGGCAGCCCCUGCCGGCCCUGACACUCCAGCCGCCGGGGCAGCCCCUGCCGCCCCUGAUGCUCCUGUCGCCCGGGCCGCUCCCGCCGCCUGCGCAACCCCAGCCUCUGGAGCCCGACCCAAAAUCAGUUUCCUUAGACCCCCCAGCCCCGAGAUCCAGGCUGCCGAUCCGCCUACUCCGCAGCCUCCUCGCGCAUAUGCCUGGCGGGGCAGGUCCGAGCGCAGCUGCUACCGCGGCGACGACGACGACGACGAAAUAUCGGUCAGCAGCGACAGCGGAGACGAAUCCGACGAUGGGACCUUCGGAUGCCGCCGCUGGUUUCAGUCCAGGCGAAACCGCCGCCGCCGAAAGACCCGGCGCAACUUGCUCCGCAACUUCCUCGUUCAGGCCUUCGGAGGCUGCUUCUGCCGAUCCGAGAGCCCCCAGUCCAGAGGCUCCCUCAGCCCCAAGGUCAAGAAGGUUGCCCUGGCGGAGAAGCGCAGAGAGACCCGCAAGGAGAGCAUGGAGAAGCGCGCCCAGAAGCGCGCAGAGAAGAAACGCAGCAAGCUCAUCGACAAGCAGCUCCAGAACGAGAAGAUGGGCUACAUGUGUACGCACCGCCUGCUGCUUCUAGGGAGACAAGUGGUGCGGUACAACACUGAGGGUCGUUUCCAGCUGGACAAACCAGCGCCAGCGACCUUAAGACGUCGCCGAGUCGUGGGGUGGGGGACGGCAAGAAAGGCUGGGGCUUCAGGUGCUGGAGAAUCUGGUAAAAGCACCAUCGUGAAGCAAAUGAGGAUCCUGCAUGUUAAUGGGUUUAAUGGAGAGGGCGGCGAAGAGGACCCGCAGGCCGCAAGGAGCAACAGCGAUGGUGAGAAGGCAACCAAAGUGCAGGACAUCAAGAACAACCUGAAAGAGGCCAUUGAAACCAUCGUGGCCGCCAUGAGCAACCUGGUGCCCCCCGUGGAGCUGGCCAACCCCGAGAACCAGUUCAGAGUGGACUACAUUCUGAGCGUGAUGAACGUGCCAGACUUUGAUUUCCCUCCCGAAUUCUACGAGCACGCCAAGGCUCUGUGGGAGGACGAGGGGGUGCGCGCCUGCUACGAGCGCUCCAACGAGUACCAGCUCAUCGACUGCGCUCAGUACUUCCUGGACAAGAUUGACGUCAUCAAGCAGGCUGACUAUGUGCCCAGCGACCAGGACCUGCUGCGCUGCCGCGUCCUGACUUCUGGAAUCUUUGAGACCAAGUUCCAGGUGGAUAAAGUCAACUUCCACAUGUUUGACGUGGGCGGCCAGCGUGAUGAACGCCGCAAAUGGAUCCAGUGCUUCAAUGAUGUGACUGCCAUCAUCUUCGUGGUUGCCAGCAGCAGCUACAACAUGGUCAUCCGGGAGGACAACCAGACCAACCGCCUGCAGGAGGCUCUGAACCUCUUCAAGAGCAUCUGGAACAAUAGAUGGCUGCGCACCAUCUCUGUGAUUCUGUUCCUCAACAAGCAAGAUCUGCUCGCUGAGAAAGUCCUCGCUGGAAAAUCGAAGAUUGAGGACUACUUUCCAGAAUUUGCUCGCUACACUACUCCUGAGGAUGCGACUCCCGAGCCCGGAGAGGACCCACGCGUGACCCGGGCCAAGUACUUCAUUCGAGAUGAAUUUCUGAGAAUCAGCACUGCUAGUGGAGAUGGGCGCCACUAUUGCUACCCUCACUUCACCUGCGCUGUGGACACAGAGAACAUUCGCCGUGUGUUCAACGACUGCCGUGACAUCAUCCAGCGCAUGCACCUCCGUCAAUAUGAGCUGCUCUAAGAAGGGAACUUCCAAAUUUAAUUAAGGCCUUAAGCACAAUUAAUUAAAAGUGAAACGUAAUUGUACACGCAGUUGAUCACCCACCAUAGGGCAUGAUUAACAAAGCAACCUUUCCUUUCCCUCAAGUGAUUUUGCGAAACCCCCUUUACCCUUCAGCUUGCUUAAAUAUUCCAAAUUUAGAAAGCUUAAGGCGGCCUACAGAAAAAGAUUAAGGAAAAAAAGGCCACAAACGUUCCCUCUCUCUUUAAGUAAGUAAAAUAACAGCAGCAAACAAAUAAAGAAAUAAAAGAAUAAAUGACAUAAAUGAAACAAAUGAAAUAAAUAUUGUGUUGUGCAGCAUUAAAAAAAAAUCAAAAUAAAAAUUAAAUGUGAGCAAAG
Molecule: messenger RNA, 3348 nt
Organism: Mesoplodon densirostris (Blainville's beaked whale)
Lineage: Eukaryota; Metazoa; Chordata; Mammalia; Artiodactyla; Ziphiidae
Gene: GNAS
Product: GNAS complex locus
Exons: 14
Coding region: 1-2970 (989 amino acids)
Biological process (GO): sensory perception of chemical stimulus; adenylate cyclase-activating dopamine receptor signaling pathway
Cellular component (GO): heterotrimeric G-protein complex
Molecular function (GO): D1 dopamine receptor binding; GTP binding; G-protein beta/gamma-subunit complex binding
Source: RefSeq, a predicted model, not a curated record